This is a messenger RNA of Oncorhynchus masou masou (cherry salmon), 1232 nucleotides long. Its product is annotated as long-chain fatty acid transport protein 1-like. Gene Ontology annotation, cellular component: mitochondrial inner membrane; plasma membrane. The transcript has 5 exons. Gene Ontology annotation, biological process: phosphatidylcholine biosynthetic process; response to cold; cardiolipin biosynthetic process. The record is from RefSeq and is a predicted model, not a curated record. Lineage: Eukaryota; Metazoa; Chordata; Actinopteri; Salmoniformes; Salmonidae. The coding region runs from base 492 to 1232 and encodes 246 amino acids. Gene Ontology annotation, molecular function: long-chain fatty acid transmembrane transporter activity; long-chain fatty acid-CoA ligase activity; fatty acid transmembrane transporter activity.
ACUGAGAAAGGGCGAUACUAUUUGGGCGGUGCUGUUGGGGUUCGUCGCAAUGCAAUAACAUUCAAUAUGGAGCACAUAGUACUGUGGUUCUUAUAUUUCGGCUACUACAAAUAGAUAAGUAUCCAAUAACUGUCUAGUCAUUCCAUCAUUUAGUGAAUCUGUUUCGGAAUUCUUUAGAGCGCGUAGGCUAUGUAUUUGAUGUUCAUAAAUUGAUGCAUUGUUACAUGAGAGGCGUCGUUCUAAUAGCAAUUUGGUGCGGUGACAGUUAAACUGUUGUAACAUUUAGAUACGUAUUAAUGUAGCAAUAUUUCAAAUGAUAAAUGUUAUCCUUGCAACGAACUCAACAGCGUGUGGUGGCGAUUCUAAUUUGUAUACAAGCCUGGUAGUGGCUAAAGCGCUAUUGAACGUUUUGAAGAAUACUCGGUUACUAGGUGAAAGGUUAGGGACAUCGCUCUCAAAUAGUUCGUCGUCGGGUCGUGUAUGAUCAUAGGAUGCGCAAUGCAGCGAGUGCCUCUUUUUCUCUGGGAUCGCUGGGUCUGCUGCGUCUCUUUGGGGUCCCCUGGUCCUGGAGUUUAGCAGCAGGCUUCGGGGUCUUUCUGGGCACAGGUGGUUGGAAGUACCUCUACAUCGUAGUCCGUACUGCGAAGAGAGACCUAAAUGGCCUUUACGUGUUGUUACGAGUCAAGAUAGCCUUGUGGCACCACCUACGGCGCAACAGCAAUAUCCCCUCCAUCUUUGCCCAGACAGUGAAGCAGCACCCAAAUAAACCCGCCCUCAUCUAUGAUGCCACAGGAGAGACGUGGACCUUCACCCAGCUGGACCUGCUGUCUAACGCUGUGGCCCAAUGGGCUCUGGCCCAGGGCUGGGGCCCGGGGGAUGUGGUGGCCCUCUUCAUGGAGAGCCGGCCAUUGCAGGUGGCCCUCUGGCUGGGCCUGGCCAAGGUGGGGGUGGAGGCAGCACUCAUCAACUUCAACCUGCGGAGGGACGCUCUCCUGCACUGUGUUGGAGUGUCUGUGUCCAGAGGGAUCGUGUUCGGAGCCGAGCUGGCUGGUGCCAUGUUGGAGGUGAGCUCAUCCCUGAGCCCGUCGAUGGUGCGGUUUUGUACAGGAGAGCUCAGUGUAGACUGUCUGGCCUCCCUGUCUGCCCAGAAUCUGACUAUAUCCUGGCCUCGGCCCCUACACUGCCCCCCCUCCUUCCUGCAUCCCACCCAAGAGCUUCAAUGUUGCUGGUAG